This is a messenger RNA of Leptosomus discolor (cuckoo roller), 1575 nucleotides long. RefSeq names its product coronin 2A (gene CORO2A). Lineage: Eukaryota; Metazoa; Chordata; Aves; Leptosomiformes; Leptosomidae. Gene Ontology annotation, molecular function: actin filament binding. The record is from RefSeq and is a predicted model, not a curated record.
AUGUCGUGGCACCCACAGUACCGCAGCUCGAAGUUCCGCCAUGUCUACGGCAAAGCCGCCAGCAAGGAGAAGUGCUACGACUGUGUGCCCAUCACCCGUAAUGUCCACGACAACCAUUUCUGUGCUGUGAACCCCCACUUCAUUGCGGUGGUGACCGAGUGUGCAGGUGGGGGGGCCUUCCUCGUCAUUCCCAUCCACCAGACAGGCAAGCUUGACCCACAUUAUCCCAAAAUAUGUGGGCACAAAGGGAAUGUUCUGGACAUCAAGUGGAACCCGUUUGAUGACUUUGUAAUAGCUUCAUGUUCAGAAGAUGCCACAGUUAAAAUCUGGGACAUCCCCAAGCACUUGCUAACAAGAAACAUUACCAGUCCAAAGAAGGAACUUCUUGGGCAUGUUCGAAGAGUGGGCCUCAUCGAAUGGCACCCCACUGCUAGUAACAUCCUCUUCAGCUCUGGCUAUGACUACAAGAUAAUGAUCUGGAACCUUGACACCAAGGAAGCUGUCAUCUCAAACCCAGUGAAGAUCCUUGACGCUCACAAAGAUGUGGUCCUCUCCAUGUCAUUCAACACAGAUGGCAGUCUCCUUGCUACAGCCUGCAGGGACAGAAAGAUACGGCUUAUAGACCCUCGUGCAGGAACAGUCCUACAAGAAGCCAGCUACAAGUCUCACAGAGUCAAUAAAGUCUUGUUCCUUGGAAACAUGAAAAAGCUGUUCUCUACUGGAACAUCUCGGUGGAAUAAUAGGCAAAUUGCAUUAUGGGAUCAAAAUGACCUUUCUGUGCCUUUACUGGAGGAGGAUCUGGAUGGCUCCUCAGGACUUCUGUUUCCCUUCUAUGACUCAGACACACACAUGCUUUAUGUGGUGGGAAAGGGUGAUGGAAAUAUACGGUACUAUGAGAUAAGCCCUGAGAAACCAUACCUGAACUACUUGAUGGAAUAUCGUUCUCAUUUACCACAGAAGGGAAUUGGAAUGAUGCCAAAGAGAGGCCUUGAAGUGUCAGCUUGUGAGAUUUUCCGUUUCUACAAACUGAUCCCAACUAAAAGCCUGAUUGAGCCCAUAUCCAUGAUUGUGCCUCGACGGUCAGAGUCAUACCAGGAAGACAUCUACCCAUUGACCACAGGAGCCCAGCCAGCACUGACAGCACAAGAGUGGCUGAACGGAGUUAACAAAGGGCCUCUCUUGGUAUCCUUGAGACCAGGCUCUGGAGCUGUGAAUUCCUUACCACAGUUUCUUGAGCCAGAGCCACUCAUGAAAACUACUGACCUAAGCCAGCACCAGGGUCGGGGAGGAAGCAUGCCACUGGAGGACAUGCAGAAGCCAAGUGAAGUUGAAGACAGCAGAAGACAGCUGAAAGUGGAGGAGAAAUUGCCGAAAAAUGAGCAAAUGUGCCUCUCCAAUGGCUUUGACGUAUUUGAGUGUCCACCACCAAAAACUGAAAAUGAGCUUUUGCAGAUGUUUUACCGCCAACAGGAAGAAAUCCGUAGACUACGUGAGCUGGUAAACCAGAGGGAUGUCCAAAUUAAACAGCUGGAGCUGGAGCUCAGAAACCUCUGCGUGGACACAGGCAGUUACUGA